GUCCAUUGACUAGCUGUAUUUUGUCAGCUGUAAGCAUGGUGGUGUGAGUGUGUGAGUCAUUUUGUGUGUUUGGUUUGCUUAUUUUCAGACUUCUGUGACCACCUUUGGAACCAAUUGAAAAAAGAUGAUUGAGCUGGGCCUCCCUGACGGCAGCCUGAUCGACGAGCUGAUGGAGCUGACGGCACAGAGCCUCAGUCAGCUUGAGAUCCAGGAACAUUUCAACAUCAUCAAGGAGAUUGGCCGAGGGAAAUACGGCAAAGUGCUGCUUGUGACGCAUCGCUUCCGGGGGACUCCCAUGGCCUUGAAAGUGAUGCCCAAAGCCUCGACUAAGCUGCAGGGCUUUCUGCGAGAGUACUGCAUCUCCUUACACCUGUCCUGCCACCCCUGCAUUGUGGGUCUCUUUGGCAUUGCCUUCCAGUCUGAUGAGCACUACUGCUUUGCCCAGGAGCUUGUGAUCGGCAGGGACCUGUUUGCUGUCAUCCAGCCAAAGGUGGGUAUCCCCGAAUCUUCAGUAAAACGUUGUGUCCUCCAGAUCGCCAGUGCACUGGAGUUUAUCCACAGCCAUGGUCUGGUCCAUCGUGAUGUCAAGCCUGAAAACAUCCUCCUGUUGGACAAUCACUGCUGCCAAGUGAAGCUGGCAGACUUUGGCCUGGCCCAGAAGAGAGGCACUCUGAUACGCUUCAUAACAGGAACCCUGCCUUACAUGGCCCCGGAGCUUUGUACCGUGGCCCUGAUGGAGGGUCAGAAAGAAGUGACCGCUCCUCCGCUUAGUGUGGAACCCAGCCUGGACACCUGGGCCUUCGGGGUGGUUAUCUUCUGCAUCCUUACGGGCUACUUUCCCUGGGAGCGCUGCAUGGAGUCAGACGACUUCUACCAGGAGUUUGCAGAUUGGUGCAGAAUGGAGGAGAAACCCAACACAGAGGAGGACAUUCCUCCUCUGUGGAGAAGGUUCACUCCAGAGGCCAUGGAGAUGUUCAGUAAGCUCCUGGAUCUGGAUGUAGAAAAGAGGUGUACAGUGGGAGAGGUGAGAGCGUAUGUGGACAAGGACUGGCUUAAGAAGGUACACGGGACCGGGCAGCAGCAGACAGCAGAAAAAGAAAAAGUCAGCGCCUUUAGGAAUAAUCCUGGGCAUGGCAAGGUGGUGCAGCCUAAUACUUAGUAACAGACUGCAUUUGUAUAAUCUAUAGCUUCUAUAUGCUCAGACAGCAUGUCAAAUAUACAGUCAUAGGUGCCUGGCAUCAGGCAUGUGAUUUGCAGUGAUGAAUGAUGAAGACCAUUUGACAGCAACAUAAAGUUCACAGAUGCUGCAGUUUCUGUGGUAGAAGAAAUACUCUGGUCCUUUAUUUAAAGGAGCAGUGGGAAGAAUUUAGUGCCAUUUAGUGGCAGCAUUGGGGUCAUCACUUUAAAAGGAAAAUGUAUUACUCAUUACUUUAAAAAAAUAAUGCUUUACUGUACUUAUAUACUCCCUGUGGAAAUCACUUACAUCACUUUUUUGUUACUCUGCAACAUCACCUGAGAUGCACUGUCAGGUAUGUGUGUGCGCUGCUGAUGUUACACGAUGUCAAUCAUGCAGCGCGCCGGGAAUUUGACCGGCGUUUUAAAUCGGCAUAUUUUAGACUGACCGGCCGGUCACAGGUCACAGCUGAUCACAUGAAAAUCGGCCCAAUUACGAGCACUGCUGAUUAAUCGGUGCAAGUCUGAUAAAAAGUAUAAAGGAGGUUGGCGUUUUCUAACAUUGCCUGGUACAAAUAUUAAUUAUUUCAAAAUAAUAUAUCAAUAAGCCUUAAUAAAACGAUAAAAGAGACUGCGCGUAAAGAGCCUAUAGUGGCAUUGACAUGAAAACAUGAAAGGCUAAAUGCUACUAUGGAAACAUUUCAGUACAACAUGGCGGUCGACAUGAAAGAGCACCCACUCCCUAAUAAGAUACGAAGGGCUAAUUCUAAGCUAAUAAAACCAGAAUGAUUCUUAGUUUCAGGUGAUACACUAAUAAAUAUUGUAUUUCUUUUCUGCCAG
Epinephelus fuscoguttatus (brown-marbled grouper) is the source of this 2013-nucleotide messenger RNA. RefSeq names its product serine/threonine-protein kinase SBK1. NCBI's taxonomy places the organism in Eukaryota, Metazoa, Chordata, Actinopteri, Perciformes, Serranidae. Bases 125 to 1159 code for a protein of 344 amino acids. The record is from RefSeq and is a predicted model, not a curated record. Gene Ontology annotation, biological process: peptidyl-threonine phosphorylation; peptidyl-serine phosphorylation. The transcript has 4 exons. Gene Ontology annotation, molecular function: protein serine/threonine kinase activity; ATP binding.